Equus quagga is the source of this 1203-nucleotide messenger RNA. It is a transcript of the gene RAC3, whose product is annotated as Rac family small GTPase 3. The record is from RefSeq and is a predicted model, not a curated record. Gene Ontology annotation, biological process: regulation of actin cytoskeleton organization; small GTPase-mediated signal transduction; motor neuron axon guidance. The coding region runs from base 265 to 831 and encodes 188 amino acids. Gene Ontology annotation, molecular function: GTPase activity; protein kinase binding; GTP binding. Gene Ontology annotation, cellular component: cytoplasmic vesicle; cell projection; cell cortex. Lineage: Eukaryota; Metazoa; Chordata; Mammalia; Perissodactyla; Equidae. The transcript has 5 exons.
GACCCCCAGCGGCUCCUGUCCGCCGCUGUCACCCUUCCCGGUUGCCCGGAACUCUGCUGCCCUGCCUGGGGCUCUCGCCCCAGCCCGCACAAACCGCUCUGCGGACGGAGGAGACCCGCCUGCCAUGGUCCGCCUUCUCUAGCGCUAGGUCGUUGUGGUUGUGCCGGGCUGGGACCCCUGUCUCCACCCCAGGCACCCUAACUGGGCCUGUGGCUCCGUGGGAGGGAGCUGGGCAGAGGGCUGAGGCACAGGGCCUGGGACAACAUGGGGUCACCCUCUGUCCACAGCGCCGUGGGGAAGACCUGCUUGCUGAUCAGCUACACGACCAACGCCUUCCCGGGAGAGUACAUCCCCACUGUUUUCGACAACUACUCUGCGAAUGUGAUGGUGGAUGGGAAGCCGGUCAACCUAGGGCUGUGGGACACUGCUGGGCAAGAGGACUACGACCGGCUGCGGCCACUCUCUUAUCCCCAGACUGACGUCUUUCUGAUCUGCUUCUCCCUGGUGAGCCCGGCCUCCUUUGAAAAUGUUCGAGCCAAGUGGUACCCAGAGGUGCGGCACCACUGCCCCCACACGCCCAUCCUCCUGGUGGGCACCAAGCUGGAUCUGCGUGACGACAAGGACACCAUUGAGCGGCUGCGGGACAAGAAGCUGGCGCCCAUCACCUACCCACAGGGCCUGGCCAUGGCCCGGGAGAUCGGCUCCGUCAAGUACCUGGAGUGCUCAGCCCUGACUCAGCGGGGCCUGAAGACAGUGUUUGACGAGGCCAUCCGCGCUGUGCUCUGCCCGCCCCCCGUGAAGAAGCCGGGGAAGAAGUGCACAGUCUUCUAGAGCUGGCUUCUAGAGGAGCAGCCCCGCCCCCACCCGUGUCUGCUGUUGUGUUGAGAUGUUUGGUGUCCCUAAGUCUGCUGUGGGGAAGUGAUGGGGAGGGAGGAGCAUGGGGACGGGACUGCCACUCCCGGGGGCGGGGCUGGGGCGAUGGGGUCCGUGGGCUCUGCCUCCCCUUUCUGGGGGCCGCUCCAGCCUCCCCUGGCCCCCACGGGAGGCCGGGAGGGAGCAGGGUCUCCCUCAGGCUGCAGGGGCAGGUCCAGGGCAGCCCCAGGACGGGCUUCCCUCUGGGGGAGGUUGGGGGUUGGUUCUGUCCAUGGGCCCCGGGAUGGGGCGGCCCCUUCUUAUUUUAUACAAUAAACAUUCUCCAACAUC